GGCGAGCGUGGUGCACGCUGCUGGGGAGUCCCACCGCGGGAGUUGAGGCCGCGGAUUCCGAGGGCGGGAGGGGCGGAAUGAGAAGGGACGCGGAUCUUUCGGACCGCACUGCGUGGACAGCGCCUGCACGUACACUCAGCUGUUCACGGCUCGUUCUUCCGGCUCUCCACUGAAAGUCGUCCCCCGGCCGGUUUCAUUUUAUUGCCUUCUUGUUUCCCUCCGGCGAGUCAGCGCGAUGGUGAAUUUCCGUUUCCGGUGGCUUCCAUGCGGAGUUGAGUUGCGAUUGACAUCCGAUUCAGUGCCUGGCUGUGGUAGGUGGCGGUUAGAAUUACUUGUUAUUGGUAAAUAGUCGCUAUGGAGGCUAAGGACCAGAAGAAACACAGAAAGAAAAACAGUGGGCCCAAAGCUGAAAAGAAAAAGAAGCGGCAUCUGCAGGAUCUCCAGCUAGGAGACGAAGAAGAUGCCCGGAAGAGAAAUCCCAAAGCUUUUGCAGUUCAGUCUGCCGUGCGGAUGGCUCGAUCCUUUCACAGGACUCAGGAUUUGAAGACAAAAAAGCAUCAUAUUCCAGUGGUUGAUCGAACUCCACUAGAGCCCCCACCAAUAGUGGUGGUGGUGAUGGGGCCUCCAAAAGUUGGAAAGAGCACUUUGAUACAAUGCCUCAUUCGGAACUUCACCCGGCAGAAGUUGACGGAGAUCAGAGGCCCGGUGACGAUCGUGUCAGGUAAAAAGCGCAGACUCACCAUUAUUGAAUGUGGAUGUGACAUUAACAUGAUGAUUGAUCUGGCUAAAGUAGCAGAUCUGGUACUGAUGCUUAUAGAUGCCAGCUUUGGAUUUGAAAUGGAAACGUUUGAGUUUCUAAACAUCUGUCAAGUACACGGCUUUCCUAAAAUUAUGGGAGUUCUCACCCACCUCGACUCCUUCAAGCAUAAUAAGCAACUGAAGAAGACAAAGAAGCGAUUAAAACACAGGUUCUGGACAGAAGUUUACCCGGUAGGAAGAGAAAUAAUUGUUGGAUACUAACAGUAUAAUCCUUUAAAAAUAGACUGAAGAGACCAGGUGCAGUGGCUCACAUCUGUAAUAACAGCACUUUGGGAGGCAGAGGCAGGUGAUUACUUGAGGCCAGGAGUUUCGAGCUCAGGGCAACAUGGCCAAACC
Messenger RNA from Callithrix jacchus (white-tufted-ear marmoset), 1155 nucleotides. The record is from RefSeq and is a predicted model, not a curated record. Lineage: Eukaryota; Metazoa; Chordata; Mammalia; Primates; Cebidae.